AUGUGGGAGAUGUCAAUGGUCAGUGUAAUGUCACAUGUCUGUUUGUCGGCCGAGAGUACUGCUGAAAUAUUGCAAGACGCGUCAGACGACCACCAACCACCUGUACAAUCGAUUGUUGAAAGUACUCAUGAUGUGGGAGAUGUCAAUAGUCAGUUGACACGUGUUUGUUUGUCGCCGCCCGAGAGUGCUACUGAAAUACUGCAAGACGCGUCAGACGACCACCAACCACCUCUACAUCCGAUCGUCAAUGUUUGCACAUCAACAACCAAUCAUUCAAGUGAACCAGACACCACAAAUGCUUCACCUAAAAGAAAAAAACCUAAAAACCGUAUGUGUGAUGAAUUUGAGAAUAAUCCCAAUAAAGAAGGAGAUGAUGAUGACGGUGAUGAGAAUGAUGCUGACAAUUUGUAUCAGUGCCCUGAGUGUCCCAAAAAUUUCAAGUUCAAAAGUUGGCUAAGUAGACAUGCAAUGAAGCAUGAACGAUAUUACCCAUGCACAUAUUGCACUAAAACAUUCCAAAGAAAGUCAGAGUUGCAGUUGCACAUGCAGGCACAUACUGGCCAGAAGCGAUUUAAAUGCCCCGACUGCUACGCUUCAUACAAUGACUUGUCCAAUAGAAUUAAACACUGGAACCUUAAACACAACCCAGAGGCUAAACAAUAUGAAUGCGAUAGAUGUGGAGAAACAUUUACUUCAAUACCUGUUAGUAUGGUCCUCGGUGACAAAAGUUUUGAGACCAAAAGUGGUCGGUACGUGUUCUAUUCCAAAUCUCAAGUUUCAUCAAACUAUGCAAGGCAUUUGACAAUAUUUGUCGAUGAAGCGAUGUUCUUUUGGAUUUGCAGUUUGAAAGGGCUGUUUUCAGAUUUAUAUACUUUGAUGCUAGUUCAUUUAUUUAUACUGGGUUCUUAA
Acyrthosiphon pisum (pea aphid) is the source of this 909-nucleotide messenger RNA. Its product is annotated as zinc finger protein 62-like. The transcript has 5 exons. Gene Ontology annotation, molecular function: DNA-binding transcription factor activity, RNA polymerase II-specific; RNA polymerase II transcription regulatory region sequence-specific DNA binding. Gene Ontology annotation, biological process: regulation of transcription by RNA polymerase II. Lineage: Eukaryota; Metazoa; Arthropoda; Insecta; Hemiptera; Aphididae. The record is from RefSeq and is a predicted model, not a curated record. Bases 1 to 909 code for a protein of 302 amino acids. Gene Ontology annotation, cellular component: nucleus.